Messenger RNA from Marchantia polymorpha subsp. ruderalis, 1124 nucleotides. NCBI's taxonomy places the organism in Eukaryota, Viridiplantae, Streptophyta, Marchantiopsida, Marchantiales, Marchantiaceae. The record is from the annotation of a GenBank genome assembly.
CUGGUUCAACGACUCGAUUGACACAAAACUUCAGGAUGGAAUUUGCCAUCCAGAUACCUCCCGAGCUGUGAGGGAAGCUGUGCUACAAGUCGAGGAGAUCAACUUGCAGUGCUGCAAGCCCAGUGCAUCAACUUGCACACAGUCAGGAUUCUCCUAGUCGUGUUACACUUCCAGCAGAGUCAUAACAGUUUUGAGCAAGGUACUACAUCCUCGAUGGACGUCACAAAUCACCGGCGUAUGAUGCAAGCUUGUUCAGAAUGUAAGGAAGAAGUUGCCGUCUCGAGUCUCGACUGGGAACCAGACCUCACGUUGCAGUACUACGUGUCACUGAUUGUCACGAUGUACGUCGCUUAUAAAAUUGUGCUGAAGUGGGAACUUCAUCGGCGGAUGCAGAUGGAACUUUCCAAUUUCUGCCGUAAACACCUCGGAAGGAUACUUCGAUGAUCUUUCACGAAAAGCUUUUUGCCGAGGUUCGUUUAUAAAAGCGAUGAAGGAUUCGGCGACCCAGCUCAUCUUCGGAUCAGGGUUGUAGAGAAGAACAUCUAAUUGACAAGCACAUUCACAGUGGACCCUCGCAACGUCGAGCACAUUCUCAAAACCAAUUUCAGCAACUAUCCCAAGGGAGACUUGAUAAGAGAGAGGUUUGAGGAUAUGAUCGGACGCGGAAAAUAUACUACAGGUCGGAAAAGCACUUGGAUAGUUACAUAGAUAACAACAGAACGAAGAUGAGAGAUUUCAUUGAGCAACUUAUACUUGCCAUAAGAUUCACCUAGUCAAGAGAAGAGGUAUCACUGAACAAUUUUGCCAAAAGAAACAAGUGCUUGAGUGGUAGAUGGUUCCACCGGUUGGUGCGUACAUAUAACUUUUCUAGAUCAAAAGGCAUUUUGUUUCCUACUUUCAUUCUACAGACCUUUGUUCCGAAGCAUUUUAGGGAGAGAAGAGGUAUCACUGAACAAUUUUGCCAAAAGAAACAAGUGCUUGAGUGGUAGAUGGUUCCACCGGUUGGUGCGUACAUAUAACUUUUCUAGAUCAAAAGGCAUUUUGUUUCCUACUUUCAUUCUACAGACCUUUGUUCCGAAGCAUUUUAGGGCUUGCAGUUACAAUCGAUGAUUCUUUUCGUUCAC